UAAAUAAAUUAAUCAAAAAAUUUAAUAACGAUAUUAUUAUCUCACUUAAACGAAUGGGAGCAAUAAAAUGAAUUAUCAAAAAUUAAAAAAAAUUAAUUAAUUAAUUAAAUGGGUACAUAAAUGGGUCAAUCGCCCCUCCAUGUCUUAAAUGAAUAACAUGAUAGGUACGGAAUGAGAAAAUGCCCGACGGGCGAGAGGUAGAGGAGCCCGUUUAAUUGUUAAUCCUAUUAGGAUUUUGCUAGAUGUAUAUUACAUUGUCCAUAAAGCCAUCCAUAAUGUUGAGGUGGCGAGAAAUUGGACAUCCCACAUUUUGAACUCAAUUUCUCGCAGCCAAAAAAAGACCGGGAAGCCUGAAAAACAAAACCCCCGAUUUCGAACCCAAACCCUACCCAUUAUUUCUCUUUCCCUCCCCAUUCGGCCAUUCCCACUCCCUCUAUCCUCUGUACAGAACCUUCGAACCCGACCUUCAAACCUACCUAAAAACCUUCCUUCAUCCUUCUAUCUGAAGCUCCUCCGGUUGACGGCGACCGAAGGAAAAGCGCAUAGGUAUGGUGAGUGACCAAUGGACGGACCAUCAAACUAGUAUUUCGAAUUUUCUGAUGUGCUCGUCGAGGAAUUGGAAGGCAUCGCUGGUCCGAUUGAAGGAGACCCCAUAUUGGAGGAGAUUCACGUAAUAUGUCCAACUACACGGCUGACAAGGUCCCCUGCGAUGGAGUGGAGGUUAUAUCUGAUUUUAUGAGCGACGAUGGUUUGGAUGGGAAAAUGUUAGUUGUUGAAAAUGAGAUUAUUGUGCCUGAGGUUGGUAUGAAAUUUGCGGAUAAUAUAGAGGUAUUUGAAUUCUACAAAAAAUAUGCUUACCAAGUAGGGUUUCUGUUAGAAAACGAAACACGAAGAGGGGAGAUGACGGGAUGGUACGGUAUGUGAGUUUUACUUGUAGUCGAGAAGGUCAACGAGGUCGUAACAACCAAACAUCUUUGAAUCCUACACAAACCAUUGAGACAGGGUGUAAAGCGAGGUUAACUGCAUGUUCUGAUACCCGUGGAAUAUUUAGAAUAAAUGUUGUACAUUUAGAGCACAACCAUAAAACAAGCCUUGUAUAGAUGCAAUCGACAACUUAGUGAACAUAUUAAAAGACGACUUGAGGUGAAUGACAUAGCAAGAAUCCCUAUGCAUAAAAGCUAUAAUUCAACUGUAGUGGAGGCAAGCUGUUUCGAUAACAUGACAUGCGUUGAAAAGGAUUGCAGAAAUUUCAUUGAUAAAGUGCGGCGUUUAAGACUUGGUCAAGGGGACGCUACUGCAAUACAAGCAUAUUUCUCCAAAAUGCAAGCACGUAGUCCUGGUUUUUUUUUCAGUAUGGACUUGAAUGAAGAGUGUAGGUUGAGAAACGUGUUUUGGGCAAAUAAUAGAAGUAGAGAAGCGUGUAAGGAAUUUGGUGAUGUCGUGACUUUUGACACCACAUAACUGACUAACAAGCACGAUAUGUCGUUCGCUCCUUUUGUAGGCGUAAAUCACCAUGGGCAAUCAACUCUAUUGGGUUGUGGGUUGGUUUCAAAUGAAGAUACAAACACAUUUGUUUGGUUAUUUAGGACAUGGCUUGAAUGCAUGAAUGGCAAGGCUCCCGAUGGCAUCAUUACGGACCAAGAUCAGGCAAUGCAAAAUGCAAUUGAAAUUGUUUUCCCGAACACUAAACACAGAUGGUGCUUGUGGCACAUACUAAAAAAGUUACCCGAAAAGUUUGGAUGCCACAUUGACAAAGGUUCAAUAAUGCAUGUUAUACAUGGAUUGGUCUAUGACACACUUAGUAUUCAAGAAUUUGAGGAAGGGUGGUUGAACAUGCUCAAUCAAUUUGGAUUGCAAGAUCAUGAUUAGCUAUGUGGACUCUAUAAUGAGAGAAGUUGUUGGGUACCAUGUUAUUUGAAAAUUAAAUUUUGGGCUGGUAUGUCAACCACCCUACGGAGCGAGGGUAUUAAUGCAUUCUUUGAUAGUUACGUGCAUUCAAAAAUAUCAUUAAAACUUUUUGUAGAGCAGUACAAACGGGCGUUGAGAACUAAAGUAGAGAAGGAAUUUCAAGCUGAUUUUAGAUCAUUCUCACAAAUGGUUCCAUGUGUCACUACGUAUGAUAUGGAAAAACAGUUUCAAAAAGUGUAUACUAUCACAAAAUUUAGGGAAUUCCAAUAGGAGUUCACAGGCAACGUGUACUGUGACAUUUUGUCUGCUGAAGACUUUUAUGGAUUAACGAAGUAUCAGGUGUGAGAGGAUAUCAAGAGCAGUGGAGGGAUGAAGAAAAAAAAAUGUUUACAGUUUGUUUUCGUAGAGAUAGUUGUGAGGUUGAGUGCAACUGUCAUUUGUUUGAGUUUCGAGGUAUCGUUUGCAAGCACGCCAUCUCAGCACUAGUACAAAAUGAUGUGUCAUUGCUGCCUAAAAAGUAUGUUCUGAGGCAGUGGAGGAGAGAUGUUAGUAGACAGUACAUGCGGGUCCCAACCACGUAUGAUGGUUUGGUUUGUACUGUUGAACAAGUGAGGUAUGAGCAGUUGUGUUCUGCAUUUACGAAGAUGGCUGACUUGGUAGCGAGAAAUGAAGAACGAUCAAAGAAUCUCUUGCGGUGGAUUGAAUUCCGAGCAACCGAAUUGGCUUUAUCAAAAUGUAAUAGCAUUGAAAUGCAUGGAUUUGAAGAUACGAAUGAUGCAAACAUAUACAUUCUUGAUCCAAAGUUCACCAAACGAAAGGAUGCACCAAAAAAGCUGCGCAAAAAAAGUCCGUUGGAGACACAUUCAAAGAAAUCAAAGGGUCGCAAAAAGGCUCCUGUCAACUCCGAUGUCGCAAACACUAGUAUGUUUGAGGAUGCACAAGUUCAUAACGUUUCAUCUUCGCAUGUGUCACAUCAUUUUGGGAUGCAAGGGAGCACGCAAAACUGAUUUUUGGGACGCAGGAGAGCAUGCAAAGCUAGGGAUAUGAAGGCUGCCGAAUCUGAAUUUUUGUUUAUGGGAUGUAAUUUUUUUUUGCUUUUGUUAAUAUGAAGGGUUGCCAAAUCGAUUUGGCUUAUUUAGUUAAUAUAAGGCUGCCGAAUCUAAUUUUUUGUUUAUGGGAUGUAAUCUUUUUUGCUUUUGUUAAUAUGAAGGGUUGCCGAAUAGAUUUGGCUUAUUUUGUUAAUAUAAGGCCGUCGAUUCUGAUUUUUUGUUUA
Messenger RNA from Olea europaea var. sylvestris, 3181 nucleotides. RefSeq names its product protein FAR-RED ELONGATED HYPOCOTYL 3-like. Gene Ontology annotation, molecular function: zinc ion binding. NCBI's taxonomy places the organism in Eukaryota, Viridiplantae, Streptophyta, Magnoliopsida, Lamiales, Oleaceae. The coding region runs from base 2292 to 2915 and encodes 207 amino acids. The transcript has 4 exons. The record is from RefSeq and is a predicted model, not a curated record.